Messenger RNA from Pseudonaja textilis, 2199 nucleotides. RefSeq names its product V-set and immunoglobulin domain containing 10 (gene VSIG10). The record is from RefSeq and is a predicted model, not a curated record. Gene Ontology annotation, biological process: synapse assembly; cell-cell adhesion. Gene Ontology annotation, molecular function: cell adhesion molecule binding. Lineage: Eukaryota; Metazoa; Chordata; Lepidosauria; Squamata; Elapidae. Gene Ontology annotation, cellular component: plasma membrane; cell-cell junction.
GAGCUGAGCCGGCUGGCUUCGGUUCCCUCUCCAGUGAGUCCGAGCUGCCAUGGCGAGCGGGGUGGUGGCCGCCGGCUUUCUCCUGGUCCUGGCCCUUGGGUGGCGCGGCGGCGGCGGCGGCGCUGGCGCUGCAGAAACCGAAGAAGUGGUCGUUGGCGAACCGGACGGGGAAGUGUCCCUGCGAUGCUGGAACGCAUCUUCUCAAGUCUUGGCGGUCCAGUGGUUUCGCGGUGAGCUGGGUGAGAUUCCCAUCCUCCUCUCCUCCGACGGAAAGCUGCUUUCAGACAGCCGCUUUUCCCUGGUGGAAAACAGCACCCUGCACAUCUCGGGAUUGCGUUUGGAGGACGAAGGUCAUUACGUGUGCAGGGAGAUCCUGGCUGAGACCAACCAUACCCACAGGACCCAGUUACUGAUGGCCGGUGGACCAGAUCAGAUGGAAGUCAGCAUAUCUCCCACCGGGACAUUGCCAAACGGCACACUUUAUGCCAAAAGACACGACGUCUUGAACUUCACCUGCAGCAGUGACACUUGGCCUGAUUCGGCCACUAAGUGGGAUUUUAACCCGCUUGGUUCUGCGCAGGAACCAUUCACCGAAGUCAACAGCUCACGGAGUUCAUUCGUGCUACAGAACGUCAUGCCCGACUACCAAGGGAACUACUCAUGCCUGGCCACCAACCUGUUGAGCCAGCAUCAGAAGUCCGUCAUCCGUGAACUCCUGGUCUACUAUCCCCCGCCGUCGUCUCCAAAAUGUCGGGCCGAGGCCUCCAUGGAAAAUUCUCAGGAGGUUCAACUGUUGUGCAGCUGGCCCGGGGGCUACCCAUCCCCUACGCUCCAGUGGAUCCCCCCGGAGGAUCUAGUCAUGGAUUCCAACACCACCCACUUUGCCAAUGCUACAGUGGUGUCUCUGCAAGGAUCCCGCCGGCUUUGGGGCAAGGAUUUUAUCUGUCGCGGAAGCCAUGUCGCGAAUGAGAAAGAAACCCAGGAUUGCACCUUGCGCUUGGAGAGGCCCUGGGUCAUAUCCAGCCCGAUGAAGAGCUGCUUCGUGGGGGGACCAGCGGAGAUGUCUUGUGAACUGAUAGCCAGCAACCCACCUGCGAGGAUCACCUGGCUACGCAACCUCUCUGAGGCGGAGGUAGAGAUCCGGUCGGGGGGAAGGUUUCUCGUCAGCCAAAAGGAUGGGGUCUCUACCCUUGCCAUCCAGAAUUGCUCCACCAGCAGAGACCAAGGGUACUACAUCUGCAAGGCUGAGAACCCCCUGGGCCUCAGACAGGUGUACGUUCACCUGCAGGUGACAGAGCCUUUGAACGUUGCUGGAAUUGUGGGCUCCGUUGUAGUCCUUUUACUGUUGGGAGUCCUGGUCUUUUCCGGAAUCCUUCUCUAUUUAGGACCUCAGGCGUGCCUCAAAGUGAACGUGCUUCGGAAUCAAGAUGCGGGUGACAUUCUUGAACUUAUGGACUCAGAAGAAGAGGACCUGUACUUGGAGUCCACCGGGGAACCAACGUUGCAUCAGACGGAAGGGAGAGGAAACGGGUGUUCUACCGGAUCUACGGAAAGCUCAUUUCCGGAAACGUCCAUCUCCCUGGAGGAAAUCCAGAGGUCCAAGCCCACGUCGUAGAGAAGGCGACCUCUUCCUUUGCGUUACGUGCUAAGAACGGAAGCCACCUUGGAACUACGGGACCCAAAGGAUUCCUGCAAAGUUCUUCCCAUCUGGGUUGACGCCUCUCUUUUUGCCUCUCCUGGUCGCCCUUCCUGUGCUUGCUUGCCGCUGCGGUUUGGCUGCGCGGCCUGCCCUGUGGAAUUGGAAACCAUCUUUGCGACGUAGGCGAGGAUAAGAAUUCAAGGGGCUUUUACGGAACCGGAAGCAGCAGCAUUCCCGGGGCAAUUUUCCGUGGAGAAGCAGCCUUGAGGCCCCGCGGAAGAGCUGGAGGAACAGGGAAGAGAUUUCCCAACUGGUCCCGGAUCCCAGGCUCCUAGCUUGGAUACGACUCUUAAUUGGAGUCAAAGCUCGUUAGGGAAGCUGUUUCGGGGUAGGAAGAGUCACAGCAGCUUCUGUUGGGGGCAGAAAAGAAUAACUGAACAGGGAAGCAUCCCCUCUAGUCUAGGGGAGGAGGAGGACUUGAGGCAAUCUAAAAACACUUUGUGUCCAGAGGUGGGUAUUCAGCCGGUUUGGACUGGUUCACUAGAACCGGUAGUGGAAAU